Aegilops tauschii subsp. strangulata is the source of this 1196-nucleotide messenger RNA. Lineage: Eukaryota; Viridiplantae; Streptophyta; Magnoliopsida; Poales; Poaceae. The record is from RefSeq and is a predicted model, not a curated record.
UCUUCGUUCGUGGUUCUUCGUUCUUCGUUCUUCGUUCGCACGCACGCUUCAAGGAUCCAGAACUUCCGGGCGCCCUUGACUGCGGAACAGAUCACUCGGAGCCUCGAGGCCUACUUACUGUGGCUUUUCGGCAAGGUGAUGUUCACGGAGAACCAUGUCACCACUAUCAGCGCCCUCUACAUCCCUAUGGCACUCGAGAUAGCGAGCGCUCAGACGGCGGAUCAGAUCAGACAGAGGAGUUGGGGUUCGGCGGUGUUAGCGGCUACAUACCGAGGUAUGUGCAACGGUUGCCAGCUUACAUCGAGAAAGCCAGCCCUUCUUGGAUGCCCUCUAUUCCUACAGCUGUGGUCGUGGGAGAGGUUCUCUAUAGGGCGACCAGAUGUACGGGUUCAUGAGCCUAUAGACGCCAUGUUUGAUGUUGAGGGCAUCGACAUGCCUACUUUCGGUCUGUGUUGGACUCGUCGCAAGAGACGCUUUGCUAGUGAUCAGACCAGGAAGGCGUACACAGCAUUGAACGAGCAGUUCGAUGCGUACACCGGGGUAAUCUGGCAGCCCUACACGGCAGCAGCCAUACAAGAGAGAUACCCUGCUGGUAUGUCUGUGCUAUGCACAAGGGACCGAGAUUACUGGAUGACAAAAUCGAAGAUCAUCUUCGAUGUCUUCGUCGAGGAGAUGGCACAACAGAGGGUUAUGAGGCAAUUUGGUCUUCUGCAGUUGGAGCUACCUCCCCCUAUAGAGAACCCGGUGCCAUCACACAUCCACAGGUAUUAACCAGUUUUUCAAUGUUGCAUUUUCUUUCAUAGUACUCCAUUCGAAGCUUUAGGUAAUUGUUGAACACACACCACAAUUUUAGGACGACAAGGAAGGGCAUGAACAGGACAACUGUUGAAUGGCUAGUUAGACUAGAGCCGUAUGUUAUAGAAUGGGAGACAGCAAACACAAAUCUAUGGCACGAGAAUCACAAUUUCGAUCUCGAUGAAUUCAAUCUCUAUUUGCGGUGCUACAUGACCGGAACACGGUUACGCAUUGUUGAGUACUCCCACCCAGAGGAGUUACCGGAUCCUACUCCGUCGGAUAUGUACCCGAGCUAUGAUACUUCGGGCUCUAGGCAGUACGCGGUAAGAUAUUUUUUCUUUACGUAAUGUUGUCACAUACUUUGACGUGCAAGAGACAGACAUUAUUAAUCGUCAUGGAAA